GCGGGGCACUACUGACACGCUUCCAACAUUGCUGGAUGAAAACAUCUCCAGACCUGAGUGGAGGGCUGUUCUUCUCCAGAAGGACAGACGGCACAACGCCCUUCCCUGGUCUCCCAGAUGGGUUCCCAGCAGCUGUGGCCCCUUUGGCUGGUCCUGCUUCUCAGCGUGUCCAGCCUGACCCCUUCAGCCCUGCCACACAAGCCCGAAGGACCAAGCCCCCCCAGAGAGGACCCGGGCUGUGAGGCGUACCAAAGGGACGUCUGUGGGGUGUGUGCGGGUAACGGCUCGUCCUGCACUGUCAUCAGCGGCACCUUCUCCCACUCCUUCCUCUCCAUCGGCUAUCACAAGUUCCUGGAGAUUCCAGCCGGAGCCCAGCGCAUUAAGGUGGAAGAGACCCCCAAGAGCAGGAACUACCUGGCAAUACGCACCAGCACGGGUGACUCCGUGAUUAACGGGAAGUGGGCCAUCGACAGACCGGGCGUGUUCUUUGCUGCGGGGACCCAGCUGGCAUAUCGGCGACCCAACGAGAUACGCAGCAAACUGGGAGAGCUGAUCACGGCGCCGGGACCCAUUUCCGAAGACCUGCAUGUAUUUAUAAUCUACCAGCAGCCGAACCCCAGCAUUCAUUACGAGUAUCUCCUCCCAAGAGAAGAUGGCGUCCUCGGCACGCAGGAGGUCCCACUCUCUGGCAACCUGCCUGUCGAGCCUCCAGGCCUGAACCCAGUAGACGAGCAAAGCCUUGUUCCUCCUGACGCCAAUGAGAAAGAAAUCCACCCCAAUCAGGUUCCCUCCGAAGCCGCCUCUCCUACCAGCGAUGGCAGUAACGGCCAGCUCCACCCUGACCCGCUCCCCCCAUAUGGAUGGAGACCCAUCGGAACCACAACUUGCAGCGCCACCUGCGGGACGGGCCGCCGGCAGGUUGUAUUCGGCUGUGUAGAGCAUCCGACCCAAACGACGGUUCCGGCGGACUUCUGCGAAAGCGCCCAGGAUCCCAUGCCCCAGGAGGAAGAGUGUAACGCACAGCCCUGCCCCGCCUUCUGGGACGUGGGCGAGUGGUCCGAGUGCAGCAAGACGUGCGGCCCCGGACUGCAGCACCGGCAGGUCCUGUGCCGGCAGCCGCUCGGGAACCUCAGUGCCGCCUCUGUGGCACUGCGCCACUGCGGCCACCUGGACCAGCCCGAGACCGUCGUCUCCUGCCAGCUGAAGAUCUGCAGUGAGUGGCAAGUCCGCUCUGAGUGGACUUCGUGCUCCGUGCCAUGCGGGGUCGGCCAGCGCACCCGGGACGUCCGCUGCGUGGACAACCUGGGGGACGUGGUGGUGGACGAGGAGUGUAACAUGAACCUGCGGCCCGAUGACGUGCAGAACUGCGACACGGGGCCCUGCACCCGCAGCUGGUUCUUCAGUCCCUGGAGUGAGAGGUGCUCAACGGAGUGUGGCGAGGGCAGCCGAAGUCGCUCGGUGGUGUGCCUGACCAAUCACAUCAGCAGCCUGCCCCUGGACAGCUGCGGGGACGAGAGGCCGGAGGAGCGCACCUCCUGCCAUAUGGGGCCAUGUCAGAAUAAGCCAGAGUGGUACACCGGACCCUGGGGGCAGUGCUCUUCCGAAUGUGGCGACGGGAUGCAGAGCCGUCACGUGAUCUGCCUGUUGCACGGCGACAGCGGCCUUGAGGUCACCGCCUCCUCCAACUGCAGCCAUCUUCCCCGCCCCCCCCGCCAGCAGCCCUGCCGGCUCAAACAGUGCGGCCCGGCGUGGUACGUCACCGAGUGGAGCGCGUGCUCCCGCUCCUGUGAGGGGGGCUACCGCGUGCGGGAGGUCCGUUGCCUUGGCGACGACAUGAAUCCAAGCGAGGGGUGCGACCCCUUCAUCAUGCCGGAGGACCGGGAACAAUGCAACGAGCAGCCCUGCACCCCCGAGAUCGACAUGAACUGCCAGGAUCUAUACUACAACUGCAACGUGGUGGUGCAGGCCCGCUUGUGCGUCUACGCCUACUACCGCACGGCCUGCUGCGCGUCCUGCAGGCGCCUCCGCGAAUCCCAGAGAACGGGGAGGUGAUCCCACCCACACUGCUGCUGCCAACCAAUCAGAAGUCAGAGAGCAUCACUUCCUAAGGCAGGCUGUUUUUCUACAGCUAUCACGUUCGAGCACGGCGAUAAGUAAGACCCUGAACAUUAUUUUCCUCCAGAGAUUUUUAAAUUUCCUUUUUCUCAAUCCAGAGUGACAUUUAACUGUCAGUAAUAUUGCUUUUGAGACUGUUUAAUGCACAUACUUGGUUAUGUAUAUUUUACAAGGAACCAUGAAAAUUUUAAGCAUUAAAAAUAUUGCCAAACCAAA
Brienomyrus brachyistius is the source of this 2331-nucleotide messenger RNA. It is a transcript of the gene adamtsl7, whose product is annotated as ADAMTS-like 7. Gene Ontology annotation, molecular function: metalloendopeptidase activity. Gene Ontology annotation, biological process: extracellular matrix organization. Gene Ontology annotation, cellular component: extracellular matrix. NCBI's taxonomy places the organism in Eukaryota, Metazoa, Chordata, Actinopteri, Osteoglossiformes, Mormyridae. The record is from RefSeq and is a predicted model, not a curated record.